CCCGUAUCCGUCCAAUCACAGGCCUUAAUGUUACGUCGCCGCCGAAGCUGCUGUCCAGCAGGAAGACUGGCCUCGGUUUAUUUCCUGUCGGUGUAAACACCGUCGUUGACGCGUUUUUAUCGAAGUCAAGUCUUAAUUCAUCCGUGAAUCACCUUCUUCCGUCUCCAGCCGCUGCCGGAAAACCGCUAACGGUCACCUGUGGUUCGUGCGUGAGACAGACGGAGGGGAAGCCAAGAGGACAGCUGGCCGCUGACGUUAGCCGUAACCCCGGGGCUCGGUGCCGGUGACCGUCAGAGUUGGUUCUUGCAUGGGCGAGUGAGCGUCAGCCAUGAGCAUGGAGCUGGACGCCCUGGCCGUGGUCAACCAGCUGAGGGACCUGGCCGCCGACCCCAUGAAUCGCAGGGCCAUCGUCCACGACCAAGGCUGUCUGCCGGGACUCAUCCUGUUUCUGGACCACCCAAACCCUCAGGUUGUCUACUCUGCCCUACUGGCGAUCCGUUACCUGGCAGAGUGUCGAGCCAACCAGGAGAAGCUGAAGGGGGAGUUGGGGAUGAUGUUGAGCCUCCAGAACGUCGUGCAGAAAUCGACCACUCCCGGAGAGACGAAGCUGCUGGCGUCAGAGAUCUACGAGCUCCUGCAGGCGUCCAGCAGCGCUGACUCUGAGCCGGCUGAGGAGGCUGUCAGCAGCCGCCGUAAAGCCCAGUUCUUCCUGGGCUCCAGCAACAAGAGAGCCAAGACCGUCAUCCUCCACAUCGACGGCCUGGACGACUCGAGUCGGAGGAGUCUGUGUGAGGAGGCUCUGCUGAAGAUCAGAGGAGUGAUCAGCUUCACCUUUCAGAUGGCCGUGAAGAGAUGCAUCGUCCGGAUCCGAUCGGACCUGAAGGCCGAGGCUCUGGCGUCUGCAAUCGCCUCCACUCAGGUGAUGAAGGCUCAGCAGGUGGUGAAAGGAGAAGAUGGAGACGAGGUUUUUAUCCCGUUUACAGAGGACGGGUCGGUGGAGGUGGAGCAGAACGUGGACCUGCCGGACUACCUGCCAGAGGACGAAAGUCCAUCUCAGGAGCCUGACAAGGCGGUGAGCCAGGUGGGAUCCGGCCAGGAUGGGACCAGCUGGCUCAAUGCAGCCGCCAACUUCCUGUCCCGCUCCUUCUACUGGUGACCCCACGGGGCCACCUCCUCCUCCUCCCCCCUUCGUUAAACCUCCCGCCUCCUCUAAGAACCAAAACCUACCAGCUGCCAAAUCUCAGCGCUGUCAGUGUCAGCCAGAAACAAAAACUGAGACAGAACUUCCAACAGUGAGUUUAAAAACAGAGCCGUGAUCUGUCGCCGUGCAGCAGCCGUCACUAUAACGUCGCGAUGAAAAUUCACCGCCGUUACAGUCGAGAGAGAGAGGAGCUGAUCUCUCCAGAACAACGGGAUUGUGGUUUUAAUGGUUCUGUUGGGGAUCUGUGGUGUCGUUCUCUCUGUAAACGGGUUCAUAUGUUACAAACCAAAUUGUCUUAACAGACAGGAAGUGUCCUGCAGGGACAUGAACAGACACCCACGAGUUAGAAUACAUAGGCGUGACCAGGACGCCCCUCUCGCCUCCUUUUACCUUUUUAUUAUUUAUUUGACCAACAGACUGAGUGACUUUUCUUCACUUUUCUUCCUUUAAUUUGACGUGUUUGAAAGGACGAGCAGCGUCAGAGUUCAGUCUGCUGUGCCUUCAUUUUCUCUGAUCCACAGACGUCCUGCUUCUUCACGUAAAACUGAGGCUGCAUCUAACUGCUGUUCCUAUUAUUUAUUAUUAUUUCAGGAAUGGGCUGAUCGCUUAGUCUUUAAGAUAUCAAAAAUGAUGACAAAUGCCAAACAGAUUUAAGAAGAGGAGUCCAAGUUGAUGUUUAAUGCUACACCGGUGUCAAAGCCACAUAAUCAGUGGAUACAGAAAAUAGAAUCUUAAAAUCUUAAACUUAAAAUCCUCAUCUCUUAAUAACAAGCUGUUUUGGAGUGGCUCCUUUACUGCUGAGUUAAAAAACGGUGAUUAAACUGUUUAAACUGAAUUACAAAUAUGUUUGAAACUAUUCUAAAGGACGCCUGCCAAACAAUCAGCUUUUACAGUUGCCUCAGGUUCUGAUUUUUUUUUUUCUCGUCUGUUUUAAUGCAAACCACAUGUCCAUCAGUUCAUUUAAGGAGUCGUUGAUGUGAAGUGAAGUGACCUCACUUAUGUUCCAUGAUUAGAGCUCUUCUCAGGAAAGUGCAGACUGUUUGAUCCAUCGGGUUUCCGUCCAAAUGUGGCUCGGGUUUUAACUGAAUUUAAAAGAAAAUACCAAAGUGAAACCAGAGUAAAGUCUCGUUUCCUCCCUCCUGCUGUGUGAAUCUGAGCUGACUGCUUGGUUGAGGUAAACUACAAUACAGCGCAUUGCUGCCACGCCAGGAAAAGAAAAAUGGAUCAGCGUGACAUUACAACGUGAAAGUUUAUUGUUAUAACAGGAUGCUUUCGCAUCACUGUGACGCACAAACUUAUCGAGCCAGAACAAACUUCUCGUUUUAUCGAUCCACUGUUUUUCUCCUUAUAGCAUGAAACGUUUCACGUUAUACCUUCUCAAUCACUACCUGUGAUUAGUCCUGAGGUUGUGAACUGGCACAGUCUCAUCCACCGUGCUCAAUAACAGCUGAAUCGGACCAAGUCUCAGCCCGAGCAUGAAGUAGACCUUGAUCAAAUCGUCUAAAUGAGCCAUAUUUCUCAAUUAAUCCGUUCUCUGCACAGCGUUUCCUCAUUCAAAAAUGAGUCGUGACAAUAUAGGCCAAGUUAUCAGGGUGUAACAUGGACGGUUUCCUGUUAUAGCGAAGUAGAUAGUUUAUGGGUGUAACUAGAAAGUCUCAUGUGAAGAUGUGAUAAGUUUGUAUGUCGUAAUAACGUGAUGAACUUCCUGUUACGACCAUAAACUUUUCCGGUUAUGACGUGAUUCUGAUCUGCCUUUCUUUUUCUGGCGUGGCAGCAGUACGCUGCUGUAAUAAACAGCUGGUGGAGCUGAAUCUCCAGUCGCUGCCAUUAAUCCACCACAGAAGAAGAGGACACGGCGAGACAAGGUCGUUAAAAAGCUCGGACGAUGGAGAACCGCGUGGAGAACAUGAAGGAGUUGAGUUUAGGUCGGGUGCUUCACGUCCGUCAGCGUUUAUUCACUCAGUCUGGUUCACGGUGGGUUUUACCCUCACAGCUACUCUUACACCUCAGACAACACAACACCGAACACGUCCUACUGAGAUUUAGAAUUUUGAAAGAUUUCCGGUGCAAAUUGAAAAUGUGCCUAGAAACAUGUGGAUGGAAACUUGCAGAUGUCUUCCUCACUCUCCUGUCAGGUUGGAGAGAUUACACCUCAUCAUUCUUAUUGGGGCAUGGCCUCAGGUGGCCUCAUGCUCUGCACACCUUCUACCUGAGCAGAUGUCUAAUCAUCAAAGAUCAAUAAACACACCUGUAAAGGUUAAUCAGCUAGAAACUUCCAGAGAGGAGGAUUCCUGCUUCUCUGCCUCAGAUCCUUGGAAGCUGAAUCCCUUUUGUCUGGGACUCAGUUCAUCACUUGAGCUCCCGGUAAAGGAUUGUGGGUAUUUGUCCUCAUUUUUGACUAAUUAAGUGUAAAAUGAAAAUCACGGUUAGUUGCAGCCUUCCUGUAAUGUUACUGCAUUUCUGCAUUGAUGUGUUGACGGUGUGUUGGUGUUAAAAUGUAGCAGAUUGAACGGACAGUGACCUGCAGAGAGGUCAGAGACUCGGAGAGGUCACAGGUUUGAUUCCUCUGUCCACGGUUCGUCUGUCUGAUCGUUCAGAGCUUGUGAGGCUUCUGGACCCGUCAUCCUGUUUACACCAGCACCCCCGUAUGAAUGCCUUUAAACUGAACUUUUAUUUUGACACUUCCUGUGGACGCUCAGACGCUGAACUCUGCCUCAAAUCCAACCGUGUUGGUAUUUUUUGGAGCAAUGUUACCUAAGUUUUAUUUUAUCUUCCUUCUUUUUGGUGAUGUCUAACAGCCAGAGGGUUGAUGGGAAUCAGUUUUGUGACCAUUUUGCACAGUUGAAUCUGAGGUUGAUGUUUUUAAGUAGGGUAGAAAUCUGCGUUUUGCACACUGGACCAUGAAACUAAAACAGUACAAGGUUUUUGAAUUCAGUUUAACAACCAGAUCACAGACGGCCUCAAAGAUGCUUAAAGAUCUGAGUGAUCACUUUUCUGAACAAAAGUCUGAACAAAAACGGAACGUUAGGAGCUGCAGACACACAGUAUUAAAUGCGGGAUUCAACGGACAGCAAUGUGUUAUUAACCAUGCAUUUAUUGAAUUUUUUAAACAUUUUUAAAAAGAUGGAGCUCACACUCCCUUUACUCUUCCCCCUUCUGGUGUUAAUUACUGAUUAGACAAACAGAAAUCAAGGCUUUUGUGAAAACUGUUGAUUAUUUCCAAAAGGAAAAAGAAACUGACUGACAGUUCAUUUAAUUCCCAGUAGACGUGAAUCACAUGAUGAGUGCUGAAAAUCAAGAAGAAUCAAAAGAAAAUCAGGUUUCCUGCAAAGUUUUUAUUUGUAUUUUAUUUCCAGCUGCGUUUGCUCCGAGGUGAAAUGACCUUUAAUGACCUUGUACAGAUUUUAACUCUCCGGAUAUGAUGCUGCUGUUUUCCUUCUGUGAGUUUGUGUGGUCGUGUACCUGCCAGGUGUGCUCAUAGCUCCGCCUACACCGCUCACUGUCCAAUCACAUUCAGAGUAGCCUGUUGUCAGAUGUUAGCAUGAUGCUUGAGUCGAACUGCAGUACUGGCACGAGUGUACGACGACUGUUGGAACACGAGCAAACAUUAUGAAUAAAAUGAGGGAGACAGAACCAUGUUUAAACAUCAGACGUGUUGAAUAUCUUUCCCUCUUCCUUCUUCCUCAUAAAACCUUUGCUGAGCUGAUUUUAUUUUUAUUUUAUUUUUUUUUCUCUUUUUUUAGCAUCUUAAAACCCGCUUUGUCUGCUCGCUGGCAGUCGUCCUCUUCCUGCCUGUCAGUCAGUGGAACAUCACGAAACCAUCAGGAGAAAUGUGCGUCAUUCGAACAAAGCGUCGACCCGUUUCUCUAUAGCUCGGCUACUGUUCAAAAACUCUGCAGGGCAUCACUAACAUUUCUUACAUUAAACUAGUGAAAACCACGGAAGGUAGCGACGCAGUGGAUAUCCUGACGAACCGCAGUCUUCUGGUCUCUCCAGCUCAGCGUUUUUCACAGACCCCCAGGCUGCUUCCCUUGGUUUUGGCGUCAGGAUGAGACUUUCUUCAGCUGCAUUCUUCAGCCGUCUGGGCUUGCCCUCUCUCUUCAUCACGUUGCAUGACACUAUUAAUUCUAGUCCGUAGGGCAGAUGACUAUCAGUGUCUGUGGGGGAUGCUUUUCACUUGUAUACGCUCUGGACCGCGCUUCCUCUCAGCGCGAGCUGUUAAAAGUCUCCCGCAGGUUAAACUGGGCUAACUGGACACCACAGGGCUGAGUGACUGGCUCCAGUAAACGCACCGCACAUGGACAUGUAGAAACUAGUUCUUAUUGCAACAUUCAGAUUCCAAACUCUGGUCCCGGUCUGCAGUGCUCUUUGUAAAAGCUGUAGCUCUACCUUUUUUUAACAGAGAAAAUCCAAACACUUUGACUUCGACAUCACUGGAACUGCCGUAACACACUCGUAACUCUGGCUUGGAAAUUGAGAGCAUGAGAGCUGGAUCUGAGAAGAAGCCCUUUAAACAUCUGCUGUUGCUAAUAUUUCUAGUCUUCGAAUACAAAACGCAGCCACUUUUUCUGUAAUUUCCAAGAGACAAAUCAUCUAAUAUUAAGGACAUGUUGGAUACGUGUGUUUUUUCCCAGAAGCUUUUUGUGCUGUUACAUUAUUAAAAGUCCUCAUUCAAUCAUUUUCAAAA
Messenger RNA from Xiphias gladius (swordfish), 5888 nucleotides. Its product is annotated as armadillo repeat-containing protein 1-like. The record is from RefSeq and is a predicted model, not a curated record. The coding region runs from base 329 to 1156 and encodes 275 amino acids. The transcript is spliced from 7 exons. Gene Ontology annotation, molecular function: metal ion binding; protein binding. Lineage: Eukaryota; Metazoa; Chordata; Actinopteri; Istiophoriformes; Xiphiidae.